This is a messenger RNA of Myotis lucifugus (little brown bat), 2950 nucleotides long. RefSeq names its product zinc finger protein 883-like. Gene Ontology annotation, cellular component: nucleus. NCBI's taxonomy places the organism in Eukaryota, Metazoa, Chordata, Mammalia, Chiroptera, Vespertilionidae. The transcript has 2 exons. Gene Ontology annotation, molecular function: DNA-binding transcription factor activity, RNA polymerase II-specific; RNA polymerase II transcription regulatory region sequence-specific DNA binding. Gene Ontology annotation, biological process: regulation of transcription by RNA polymerase II. The record is from RefSeq and is a predicted model, not a curated record. The coding region runs from base 46 to 2658 and encodes 870 amino acids.
UGGAGCCUCCUUGAUGAGGGUCAGAGACAGCUGUACCUGAAUGUGAUGCUGGAGAACUUUGAACUUAUAUCCUCUCUGGGUUGUUGCUGUGGAGCAGAGAAUGAGGAGGCAGUGACUGAACAGAACUUUUUUGUGAGAGUUUCACAGGCAUGGAAUCCCCAGUUACCUUUGUCUUCCCAGAAGAGCCACCCCUGUGAGAGUUGUGGACUAGUCUUGGGAAACAUUUUCCACGUGAUGGAGCUGCAGGGAACACAAUACGGACAGAUACUGUUGAGGUGUGGGGCAUGUGCAAAACGGUUUUACUUCAGUGUCAAUAUUCACCAAUGGCAUGUGAGAGAGAAGACUUUCAUUAGAGGUGUGGACAGGAUCUCCCUUGCAAACAGUUGCAAUUUCAAUGUGUCCCAAAAUGGUUUCACAUGUGGGGAGGUUGGUCAGGGUGUUCUUACCGAAUCAGGACAGCUCCACCUAAAGGCUACUCAGACCAGGGACUGUCCAAAUGCUAUUUCGACACAUGGGAUGACAUUUCAAAGGACAAAAAAUUAUUGCGCCAGAAAAGAAUCUAAGAAAGACAUUACUUGUACCCACACAUUUAUUCAGGAAAAGGAUGUCAAUGUUGGAAGUGGAUGUUUUGUGUGCUCUGAAUGUGGGAAAUAUUUUACCGAAUUUUCUAGCUUUUAUCUUCUACAGCAAGGUCACACUGGAGAAAGGCCUUAUCAGUGCAGUGAAUAUUGGAAAGCUUUUAGCAAUAGUAACAGCCUAGGUGAAUAUGAAGCUUUGCACACUGAAGAAAGGCAUUAUGAGUACAGUGAAUAUGGAAACGCUUUUAGUAGUAUUAACGGCCUAGGUGAAUAUGAAGCUUUCCACACUGAAGAAAGGCCCUAUGAGCACAGUGAUUUUGGAAAUCCUGUUACCAAUAGCCCUGCCCUCCAUUAUGAUCAGAGUGUUCUCACAGCAGAAAGGCCUUAUGAGUGCAAUGAGUGUGGGAAAUCUUUUACUAGUAGCAGUAACCUUCAUUGUCAUCAGCGCAUUCACACUGGAGAAAAGCCUUAUAAAUGUAGUGAAUGUGGAAAGUCUUUUUCAACUUUCAAUGGUCGCAAAUAUCAUCACAGAGUGCACUGUGGAGAAAGGCCUCAUCACUGCAGUGAAUGUGGGAAAUCUUUUACCACUUCAUCUCACCUUUACAGUCAUCAGAGGGUUCACACAGGAGAAAAGCCUUAUAAAUGCAGUGAAUGUGGGAAAUCUUUUACCCAUAACAGUAACCUUCUUUCUCAUCAGAGCAUUCACAUUGAAGAAAAGCCUUAUAUAUGUGGUGAAUGUGGGAAAGCUUACAACUCUUUCAUUAAACUUUGUCGUCAUCAAAGAGUGCACAGUGGAGAAAGGCCUUUUCACUGCAGUGAAUGUGGGAAAUCUUUUACCACUUCGUCUCACCUUCACAUUCAUCAGAGAGUUCACACAGGAGAAAAGCCUUAUAAAUGCAAUGAAUGUGGGAAAUCUUUUACCACUAAUUUCCAACUUCACAGACAUCAGAGAGUUCACACUGGAGAAAAGCCUUAUAAAUGCAGUGAAUGUGGGAAAUCUUUUACCAGGAAAAGUGCACUUUGUCAGCAUCGGACAAUUCAUAGAGGAGAAAAGCCUCAUAAAUGCAGUGAAUGUGGGAUGACUUUUAUCCAAAACAGAACUCUCCAAAAUCAUCAGAGAGUUCACACUGGAGAAAAGCCUUUUAAAUGCAGUGAAUGUGGGAAAUCUUUUACCACUAAGUAUAACCUUCAAACUCAUCAGAGGGUUCACACAGGAGAAAAGCCUUAUAAAUGCAAUGAAUGUGGGAAAUCUUUUACCGCUAUGUUCGAACUUCACAGACAUAAGAAAGUUCACACUGGCGAAAAGCCUUAUAAAUGCAGUGAAUGUGGGAAAUCUUUUAGCAGUAACAGUAAACUUUGUCGUCAUCAGAGAGUUCACACUGGAGAAAAGCCUUAUAAAUGCUGUGAAUGUGGGAAAUCUUUUACCACUAAGUCUCAACUUCACAUUCAUCAGAGGGUUCACAAAGGAGAAAAGCCUUAUAAAUGCAGUGAAUGUGGGAAAACUUUCAUCCAAAACAGAGCUCUCAAAUAUCAUCAGAGAUUACACACUGGAGAAAAGCCUUUUAAAUGCAGUGAAUGUGGGAAAUCUUUUACCAGGAGCGAUGUCCAUCGCCGUCAUCAGAGAAAUCAUGGAGGACAAAAUCCUUAUAAAUGCAGUGACUGUGGGAAAACUUUCACCAAAAACACAGCUCUCCAAAAUCAUCAGAGAGUUCACACAGGAGAAAAGCCUUUUAAAUGCAGUGAAUGUGGGAAAUCUUUUACCAGGAACAGUCAGCUUUGUCGUCAUCAGAGAGUUCACACAGGAGAAAAGCCUUAUAAAUGCAGUGAAUGUGGGAAAUCUUUUACCAUUAACAGUGAACUUUGUCGUCAUCAGAGAGUUCACACAGGAGAAAAGCCUUAUAAAUGCAGUGAAUGUGGGAAAUCUUUUACCUGGAAGAGUAUCCUUCGCCAACAUCAGAGUGUUCAUACAGGAGAAAAGCCUUAUAAAUGCAGUGACUGUGGGAAAUCUUACACCAGGAUCACCAGGCUUCACAGUCAUCAGAGAGUUCAUAGAGGAGAAAGUCGUUAUGAGUGUAAUUAAUGUGAGAUAGCUCUCAGCCUAAUUUGUAAAUUUGCUCUGCACAAAAGAGUCCGAAUGUGAAAUGUUUCUCAGAUGUGUUGAAAAUGUAGUUUCUUAGUUAGGACUUAACAGUUGUAUAAGAAAAUAGGUGAAGUCCCAUUAGUCAGAAUUUAUCUCAAACGUUGCAUCACCUACCUUAUGUAACGUACCCGCAACUUUUUUUGCUCUUCUGUUUGCUUGUUUGUAUGUUGGAACCAUACGUAUGUAUGUUGAAAUUUUUAAGAUAAAGAGCUCUCUUGCCAGGUGGAAGAAC